AUGCCCAAAGACCCUCACCAGCUCAAGGAAGGAGACAAGGUCCAGUGGAACUGGGGUGGAGGAGCACCCAGCGGCACGGUGAAGGAGGUCGUGACCGAGGGCGAGGCCAAGGUGACGACGAAGCGAGGAAACGAGGUCAAGAAGGACGCCUCUGAGGAAAAUCCGGCGAUCAAAAUUGAUGCAGGAUCAAGCGAUGCCGUCAAGAGGGCUAACGAGCUGCGUGGCGUGGCGCCCUGA
Jaminaea rosea is the source of this 237-nucleotide messenger RNA. RefSeq lists its product as hypothetical. Bases 1 to 237 code for a protein of 78 amino acids. The transcript has 3 exons. Lineage: Eukaryota; Fungi; Basidiomycota; Exobasidiomycetes; Microstromatales. The record is from RefSeq and is a predicted model, not a curated record.